CUAUUCACUGAAACCUCGAUUCUUUUCUCCCGGCGAUUUUUGUUCUCCGGGCGAUUCUUGUUCUCCGGAAGCGAUUCUCUGGGCGAUUGUUGUUCUCCGGUCGAUUCUUAUUCUCCGUGCGUUAACCUUCGAUGUCUCCUCCGUCGAUCAACGGAAAGCCUCCUCCGCUGAGUUCCAUCACCGGAAAGCAUACUGCUCUGAGUUCGAUGUCUCCUCCGUCCAUCACCAGAAAGCCUCCUCCUCUGAGUUCCAUCACUGGAAAGUCUCCUCCGCUGAGUUCCAUGUCUCCUCCGCUGAGUUUGAACACAGGAAACCCUCCUCCGCUGAGUUUGAUUACAGGAAACCCUCCUUCGCUGAGUUUGAUGACAAGAAACCCUCCUCCCCAGAGUUUGAUCACAAGAAACCCUCCUCCCCUGAGUUUGAUCACAGGAAACCCUCCUCCGCUGGGUUUGUUUACAGGAAAGCCUCUUCCGCUGAGUUCGAUCACUGGAAAGCCGGUGAUCGUAAGGGUUAAGCGGAAGGCCUCCCAAGCAAAACUUGACUCCUUCUGGUUGGAGAUUAAUGAAAGGCCACGUAAAAAAGCAUUCUUGGGUCUUGGAAAUCUCUCCUUAUCUGAUUGCGGCACAGGAAAAGUUCUCAAUGAGCUUGCAAGUAAGAAGAUGUUAGUUCAUCGUCUUGAGACAGUUGGGCGCUCCCAGUCUGUCAAAGAUGUGCUGCAUUCUUUUCUGCAACCUUCCAGAAAUACAAAAGAAUUUAAGGGGAGAUCUAAGGAGCGUAGAAGUUUGUAUAAACCUGAUAAGAAACAUGAUCAAUUGCGGGCCAAGGCUAUAAAAGAGCAUGAGGAUCUUGCUAGAAGUGCUCGAUUUGAACAAAUAUGGAAGAAAAGGGGAAGCAUAGAUGCAGAAGAAUGCUCUUUGUAUGAAAAAUGUCAUUUGUAUGAUGUUGUUCGAGUUGAUGCCGAGGAUGAAACUCACCAAAGGGUGCCAAAGCCCAAAGUUGCUCCUGAGGUUGGUGGUGCAAUUUACCAAAGGGUGCCAAAGCCCAAAGUUGCUCCUGAGGUUGGUGGUGCAAUUUACCAAAGGGUGCCAAAGCCCAAAGUUGCUCCUGAGGUUGGUGGUGCAAUUUUUGAUAAGUAUUUACCACUUUUAAGGGAAUUCCUUCCACAAGCAGCUGAAGAGAUUGAACAUGACAGGGCAACUACAGAAGAUAACUUUGUUUACGACAUAUAUACUAUCGGCAGUGGUGUGGACAUAGACACAGAUAGUAUUGAUGAGCAUCCAUUAAUCCAAGUUUAUGUGGAGGAUGACUAUUAUGAUGGCUCGUCACAAUCUGAUUAUGAAAGUGAUGAUUCAAAUGCUGAAAACUAUCCAUGGAAUGAUUAUUGUGAUGAAGAGUCUGACUUUGAAGAUUCUGACUCGAUUUAUGAUCAAAGUGAAGAGGAAGAUCGAGAGGACUGGAGAUGGGGAUAUCGUUAAAUUUGUCUAUUGUAUUUGUGUUAAGCUUAAACAAUCACUUUAAAAGCUGAAGCUGAAAAGGAGAAUGAAAAUCCUGUCAUUGAUUUAGAAGAUUUCUUAUUCAAAUUAUGAACGACUGGAGUAAAGGAAGAUGGAGAGUACCGGAGAUGGGAAUAUCUCAAUUCGUUUAGUGUGCAUGUAUUAAGUUGAGGCAAUCACUUUCAGUGAUUGUCUCAUUUAGAUGUAUAUUUUGUGUUGGUGGAUUUUUUUUUUUAUUUUAAAUAGAUGUUCAAAGUUGGUCAUUUAUAAUUUGUUUGGUGGUUAAUGUAAUUGGAUAAUGUCCUCAUGUUAAUAUUAGUUUCUGUGCAAAUUACCUG
Messenger RNA from Zingiber officinale, 1831 nucleotides. Its product is annotated as RNA-directed DNA methylation 4-like. The transcript has 12 exons. The record is from RefSeq and is a predicted model, not a curated record. Bases 132 to 1475 code for a protein of 447 amino acids. Lineage: Eukaryota; Viridiplantae; Streptophyta; Magnoliopsida; Zingiberales; Zingiberaceae.